AUGAAAAAAUUUCUUGUUGCAUAAAAAUCUAUAGGAUUUAUUCGAUCAAUCCGAGAAAUCUUUGAUGAAGAGUACAACGAACAUGCUUAAGAAUAUGAUGAAAUUCUGCAUACAAUAAAAAACAGUUAAUUGUAAUUUACAGAUUCUAAUUUCCCUCCUUAAAGCAGCUCCUUAAGCUUGUCAGAAUUACCAAAGAGUAAAGUUCAUAAAUGAAAGUAGGUUGGAAAAAUUUGACAUGGAAAAGAGCAAAUGAGAUCUUUGAUGAUUAUGAUAUAUUUAAUGGAUGUAUAGAGCCGUCGGACAUAAAAUAAGGGAUUUUAGGAGAUUGUUAUUUUCUGUGUGCGCUUAGUGUGAUCGCAGAGAAAAAUGAAUUAGUAAAGCGGCUCUUUCAUAACAGCGAAGUGAGUCAAUAUGGUUUGUAUGCAGUAUGGUUAAAUAUAAAUGGAGAAUGGACAUCAGUAGUAGUUGAUGAUUACUUUCCAUGUACAGAUAAUUUACCUGCCUUUAGUAGGGCGAAUGGAUUAUGGGUUAUGCUUUUAGAGAAGGCUUAUGCUAAGGUUUAUGGAUCAUAUUUGAAUAUAGAAGGAGGGAAUCCUGCAAUAGCAAUGAGAGAUCUUACAGGAGCCCCGUAUGAGAACAAAGAGAGCGGUUCAGCUUAAGAAUUUUGGGAGUACUGUGAGCAGAAUCAUGCUCAAGGGUUCUUAUUAACAGCAUACACAAAGGAAGCCGAAUUGAUUAAUCACGAGAAUGAAUUGGGUUUAUUGGCUGGACAUGCUUAUGCAAUUUUGAAGUUGGCUAAUGUGUUGGAUUAGAACAAUAUGUAAUGCAGGAUAAUGUAAAUGAGAAAUGUAUACUACUAAAUUUAAUAUGUAGCCAUGGGGACGAGUAGAAUGGAAGGGGGAUUGGUGUGACAGCAGUAAUAAAUGGACGGAAUAGACAAAACAAUAAUAUAGUGUAGAAGACAAUGAUGACGGUAUUUUUUGGAUGUCGAUAGAGGAUUUCAGAACAUUUUUUGCAGGGAUUGGUGUUUGCAAGAUUCAGAAUGAUUACAUUUAUAAUAGCAUUCAAUGUUAGUUAAACGAAUAGAAUUGUUGCAUAAUUCAUUUAGAUAUGGUUGAGGACUCUCACAUUUAUAUCUCAUUUAAUUAGAAUGACAAUCGAUUUCAUUUGAACUAGAUCUCUGAUUACAGGUAUUCGUUUGUUAGAAUUAUUGUAUCUCAAUUGGUUGAUGACAACCUUAAAUAUAUUUCAGGUAUUUACAGGGCUGACAGAAAUGUUGUCGUGGAACAGAAUUUAAGGAAGGGUUAAUAUUUAGUAUUUAUUGAAUUGUAAUGGCAAUAUCCUUAGAUACAAAUCAUUAGUACUUUGAGCACUUAUGCAAGCAAAAAGGCCAAACUCAAACGUAUAAAUGGUUUGGAUUAUUUAAAUUCUAUUAGAAACAUAAUAAAAGAUUAUUCUGAUAAUAAUGUUCAGAAACUCAAAGAAAUAAACUAUUUGGAUCAAUAUAACAAAAACAUAUUUAAGAGAAUUGGUAUUGUUGAUGGAUAUUUAUUCCUUCAUUACUAAAAUCAAACCUUUGAUAGUAUUUUAUAGGAAGUCAUUCACUUUACUGAUACAAUUGGGUAUAUACCAAUAUCUCCUUUGUAAUCCAAUGGUUUUUAAAAGGAUGGAUCAUUGAAGGUUCAAUUUACUUCUCCACCUUAAUCUGUGGUUAUUAUUUUGUUAUCCUAGGUAAUGAUUCUUAGUGAAAAUAGGUUAGAAGUUCAAUUGGAAAAUGCUAGUAUACUCAACAAUCAUAGAGUCAAAUUACCUGCAUUCCUCAAAAGCACGAUUAAUAUGAGAAUAAUCAGUUCAUUUUAAAGUAGCUAAAUCUGUCAUAGAUGCAAUUAGUGGGAAGACACAAAUUGAAUGUCAAAUAUUAUUAAGCCCAUUUUUAGUCAAGAUCUAAGAAUUCAAAUUUAAUUAAAAUAUUUCAACCUCCACCUGAGAACGUUGAACUUUCAAGUUUGGAAACUUCCAUUUUCUAUUAUUUCCAUGAUUUCCUGUCAGGUAAUUUUUGUAUUCUUAUUUAUAGAUGUUUGGGAACCUUUUAUCUUUUAUAUCAUAAUGUUGAAUUUGAUAUCCAUUAUGAUAUUGAAUAGUCAUAGAACGCACCUAGCUCAAGUAUCAUUUAUCCUAUUUUUAGAUUAGUAAUUUACUACUUUUCAUAGGUUAAAUAUUGAGUGGUCAAAAAUAAAAAAAAUCGAUCGUUCGAAUCAUGUCUAAAGCAUAAUUCAUUUCAAUAUUUUUAGAGAUAAUAACUAGAUUAUUGAGUUUUGAAUCUCAAUAUUUUGCUCUCCCUCCAAAUCAAAUGACUGUCCUUUAUAAGUUUUUAUUAAUUAUUACUAUUCUCCUUAAUUUCUUACUUUUUGUGUGUAUACUGAAAUUCCUUAUUCAUUACGAGACUAUUGAGACUGAAAUCUUCAACCCAAUGCAAAUAAGGUAUAAAUUUCUUUUAAUUUAGAUUCAAUAAUUAUUUAAAAAAAUUGUCAAUAAUAUGA
Molecule: messenger RNA, 2540 nt
Organism: Paramecium octaurelia
Lineage: Eukaryota; Ciliophora; Oligohymenophorea; Peniculida; Parameciidae
Source: the annotation of a GenBank genome assembly